This is a messenger RNA of Balaenoptera ricei (Rice's whale), 1895 nucleotides long. It is a transcript of the gene NRBP2, whose product is annotated as nuclear receptor binding protein 2. Gene Ontology annotation, molecular function: protein serine/threonine kinase activity; ATP binding. The transcript has 19 exons. Bases 282 to 1799 code for a protein of 505 amino acids. The record is from RefSeq and is a predicted model, not a curated record. Gene Ontology annotation, biological process: intracellular signal transduction; protein phosphorylation; endoplasmic reticulum to Golgi vesicle-mediated transport. NCBI's taxonomy places the organism in Eukaryota, Metazoa, Chordata, Mammalia, Artiodactyla, Balaenopteridae. Gene Ontology annotation, cellular component: cytoplasm; endomembrane system.
UCUCCGCCGGGCGCCGCAAGGGCUCUACCUUCUACGGGGAAUCUCCGCUCGGGCUCCGGCCAGGGGAGGCGGCUCCGGCGGGGCAGGCGGGCUCCACCCCCCGGCUGGCCGCGCGCCCGCGCCUCCCAGUUCCCGGAGCCCGAGUAGGGGCUCGAGGUGGUGGCGGCGCGGCUCCGCUCCCAGCUGGGCGUCUGGGCGCGGGGCCAGGACGGGAGGGGAGCGGCGGCGGCGGCGCUGGGCGGCGGAUAGCGCGGAGGGCGGUGGCCUGGACCCGCCGAGCCAUGGCGGCCCCGGAGCCGGUGCCGAGGCGGGGCCGGGAGCGGGAGCGGGAGGACGAGAGUGAGGACGAGAGCGACAUCCUGGAAGAGAGCCCGUGCGGCCGCUGGCAGAAGCGGCGGGAGCAGCCUGGCGCCCACGCCCUGGUGAACCAGGGGAACAUGCCCGGGGUCCAGAGCACCUUCCUGGCCAUGGACACGGAGGAGGGGGUGGAGGUGGUGUGGAACGAGCUGCACUUCGCUGACAGGAAGGCCUUUUCGGCCCACGAGGAGAAGAUCCAGAUCAUGUUUGAGCAGCUGGUGCUGGUGGACCACCCCAACAUUGUCAAGCUGCACAAGUACUGGCUGGACGCCUCGGAGGCCCGAGCACGGGUCAUCUUCAUCACAGAGUACGUGUCAUCGGGCAGCCUCAAGCAGUUCCUCAAAAAGACCAAGAAGAACCACAAGGCCAUGAAUGCCAGGGCCUGGAAGCGCUGGUGCACGCAGAUCCUGUCCGCGCUCAGCUUUCUGCACACCUGCAGUCCCCCCAUCAUCCACGGGAACCUGACCAGCGACACCAUCUUCAUACAGCACAACGGCCUCAUCAAGAUCGGCUCUGUGUGGCACCGGAUCUUCUCCAAUGCGCUCCCAGACGAUCUUCGAAGCCCCAUCCGUGCUGAGCGGGAGGAACCUCGGAACCUGCACUUCUUCCCGCCAGAGUACGGAGAGGUUGCCGAUGGCACUGCCGUGGACAUCUUCUCUUUUGGGAUGUGUGCACUGGAGAUGGCUGUGCUGGAGAUCCAGGCCAACGGGGACACCCGGGUCACAGAGGAGGCCAUCGCUCGCGCCAGGCAUUCUCUGAGUGACCCCAACAUGCGGGAGUUCAUCCUCUCCUGCCUGGCCCGGGACCCUGCCCGCCGGCCCUCCGCCCACAGCCUCCUCUUCCACCGUGUGCUGUUUGAGGUGCACUCGCUGAAGCUCCUGGCCGCUCACUGCUUCAUCCAGCACCAGUACCUCAUGCCUGAGAACAUGGUGGAGGAGAAGGCCAAGGCGACGGACCCGCACACGGUCCUGGCAGAGAUCCCCCGGCCGCCCCGGCCCCCGUUGCAGUGGCGGUACUCAGAGGUCUCCUGCUUGGAGCUUGACAAGUUCCUGGAGGAUGUCAGAAAUGGGAUCUACCCACUGAUGAACUUCGCUGCUGCUCGGCCCCUGGGGCUGCCCCGUGUGCUGGCCCCACCCCCCGAGGAAGCCCCAAAGGCCAAGACCCCGACGCCAGAACCCUUUGACUCAGAGACCAGAAAGGUGAUCCAGAUGCAGUGUAACCUGGAGAGAAGCGAGGACCAGGCGCGCUGGCAUCUCACGCUGCUCCUGGUGCUGGAGGACAGGCUGCACCGGCAGCUCACCUACGACCUGCUCCCAACCGACAGUGCCCAGGACCUGGCCGCCGAGCUGGUGCACUACGGCUUUGUCCACGAGGACGAUCGGCCGAAGCUGGCCGCCUUCCUGGACAGCACCUUCCUCAAGUACCGUGGAGCUCAGCCGUGACCCUGAUCCCGCCUCAGCGCUCCAGCUCCCCAGCCCCCCGGAACCAGACCUGGUGGCUCCCGUGGGGAAGCUCGGCAUUGGCCCCAGCGUCUGGGU